UUAGGACGUACGCCUGUCGCACCUUGACUCCUGCUGUCCGCGAGAGCCGGUUUGUGCUCAGUGUCCUGUGCACACCCUUGCAAGCGUCGGCGCCAUGAGUAUGACUUCCAACGUACGAGUCCACUCCAUGCUGGGACUAGACAACUCUCCUCUGAGGCUGAGGCUAACCAGACUAUGCAGCACCCUCUUCUCUCCACAAUUCUCUGGAACUGGGUUGAAUGGAUCGCAGCUGUUACCAUUGCUGCUGGAACAGCUGCAAUUGGUUAUCUAGCUUACAAAAGAUUUUAUGUUAAAGAUCAUCGCAACAAAUCUAUGGUAAACCCUCACAUCCAGAAAGACAACCCCAAGGUAGUACAUGCUUUUGACAUGGAGGAUUUGGGAGAUAAAGCCGUGUACUGCCGUUGUUGGAGGUCCAAAAAGUUCCCACUCUGUGAUGGAUCUCACACAAAACACAAUGAAGAAACUGGAGACAACGUGGGACCUCUGAUCAUUAAGAAAAAAGACACUUAAAUGGACACUUUUGAUGCUGCAAACCAACUUGUCAUGAUGUUUCCUGAUUGUUUAAUUAGAAUGACUACCACUUCCAUCUAAUUCACCUCCCCUGGAUUCUAGAUGUGUGGUAAACUGUAGCUUUCAUAUUCACAGCAUUUGCCUUACAUGUGGAACCAUUGUGGUGCACAUCUGUUGAAACAAAAAAGGAAAAACAAAAAACCAAUCUCAUGGCCUGUGGGUUAUUUUGGUCUUGUAAGGAUCUGUUUCUUUACAUUUAAAACUGACAUUAGAUUAUAGUUGUAUGUCAAAGUUAACGUAUUAAAUUAUUCUCAAAAUCAUGUAUGUGCAG
Messenger RNA from Budorcas taxicolor (takin), 841 nucleotides. It is a transcript of the gene CISD1, whose product is annotated as CDGSH iron sulfur domain 1. Gene Ontology annotation, cellular component: mitochondrial outer membrane; intracellular membrane-bounded organelle. The transcript has 4 exons. The record is from RefSeq and is a predicted model, not a curated record. Bases 175 to 510 code for a protein of 111 amino acids. Gene Ontology annotation, molecular function: 2 iron, 2 sulfur cluster binding. NCBI's taxonomy places the organism in Eukaryota, Metazoa, Chordata, Mammalia, Artiodactyla, Bovidae. Gene Ontology annotation, biological process: regulation of autophagy.